Molecule: messenger RNA, 2265 nt
Organism: Wyeomyia smithii (pitcher-plant mosquito)
Lineage: Eukaryota; Metazoa; Arthropoda; Insecta; Diptera; Culicidae
Product: zinc finger protein with KRAB and SCAN domains 3-like
Exons: 6
Coding region: 156-2216 (686 amino acids)
Biological process (GO): regulation of transcription by RNA polymerase II
Cellular component (GO): nucleus
Molecular function (GO): DNA-binding transcription factor activity, RNA polymerase II-specific; RNA polymerase II cis-regulatory region sequence-specific DNA binding; zinc ion binding
Source: RefSeq, a predicted model, not a curated record
AAGAUUGAAGAGGAUUUCGAAACGUAAAUAAACAACGCUCGAGUGUUUAUAAACUCCUGUUUUCUGCUGUAGUUAAAUUAAACGAUUUUUAAUGUAGCCUCUAGGCUCUAUCAAAACCGGUGAGAUAAUCCUCGAAUUAUCCGAUCACUACUCAAAUGUCACUGAAUCCAGAAUGGAAUUUUACGUGCCGGAUUUGCCUUCGCGAGGGUGAAUUCCGAUCGCUGUUCGAAAUUUGCCCGGAAUCGAAGCUGAGCUACUGCGCUAAGGUGAUGCAGUGCAGCAGUGUCGUGAUUCGGCAGAAUGAUUCUCUACCGGAGAUAAUCUGCACCAUGUGCAUUCGAGAGCUGGAUGUGGCCUAUCGGUUUCGAAUCAACUGCGAAAGUUCCGAUGCGAUUUUGCAAUCGUACCGGGAGGCUACGGUCGACGACAAAAUAAGUGAGAUCGAAAUGGACGAGAAUUCGAACUGCUCGUCGGAGAUACAGAUUCCGAUCAGUUCGGAUGUGAUGUACAGCUAUAAACCACCUUCGGGAUUGAACGUUAAGUUGGUGUCCCGGGGGCAAGCGAUACUUCGGGAGAACAAUGGGGAGACAAUCAUUUAUGGACGCCCCCGAGCGGAAUUAAUACCGGUUGGGGUUGAGAGAGUUGAUUGUGACGAAUCUUCCACUGCAGACGAACCAGAAUCACCGCCGCCGCCGCCGGAUGACGACGAUGUGGAUUCGUUGAUAACGUAUGACGAUGCUUUGCCGCCUUUAUCGUUCCGGAUGGAAAGCGCUGACGAAGUGCAACCGGGCACGGACGAAGGGACCGUUGUGCGGUCAGAGUUGAUUAAUGAACUGGGGGUCGAAGAGCAUACUCACACUGUCGAUAGUGGAAAAACACCUGACGACAGCAGUGUCGAUAUGUUCUUUGUAACGGAACUGGUUGACGUCGAUAAGGAAGAUGAUCUGUUGGACGAGCUGGCGAGCAUCAAACGCGAGCAAGACGAAGAGGAUUGGGAAGUUCUAUGUGACGAAGAAGACAGCAAGGGAUACUUCAGAAAGUUUCCACAAGUGAGAGCAACUAAAACUCUAACUACAGGCAGGUUGGGUUCGAUGCAAGUUCAGUCGAAUUUGAUCAAAACUAUACAAACAAUCCGGAAGGCAAACGUUCCGAACGAGGAGAAACCUACGAUUGAGAAUAUCAUCACAAAACCGGGUCCCGAUGGAUCGCUGGAGACGGUUAUUCGGGUGAAGCGGAACUUGAAAACCCCCAAGCAGCGGCAUGUGUGUAAGCUGUGCCAGCGAUCGUAUAAAUACAAGCACGCCUUGGAGACUCAUCUGCGAAGACACCGGGGGGAUAAACCGUACAAGUGUACGGACUGCGACAAGGCUUUCGUUGUGCCGUUCGAGUUGCGGCGACACAUGCGGACACAUACGGGCGCUAAACCGUACAAGUGUAAAUACUGUGAGCGACAAUUUUCCGAUUUUGGCAGUAAAAUCAAACACGAACGAACACACACGGGAGAAAGACCAUACACCUGUGAUGUUUGUGACAAAAGUUUCACCUAUUCCCACGUCCUCAACAGUCACAUGUUAAUCCACACCGGCGUCAAAAAAUACUCCUGUCCAAAUUGUGGAAAACGAUUCACUAAAUCACAUCAUCUGAAGGCGCAUUUGAACACGCACGUUAGGCCUGUUGCGACUGGCAGCAGUAGCAGUGUUAGUAAAAGUAGUCUGAGAACGGAAAGCAAAGGUAAUAGAAAACCUGCUGCUCACGUUACGAAAAACGUCUCCAAAGUAGAGGACGGAAUGUUGAAUAAGCUGGACCAAACAGAGCAGCAGCACUCUAACAGCAACCAACGAAUAGAACACCGAAGUGCCGAAUUUGGUUUGGAUGAUCCAACAAACAGUACGGAUGGUAGUCCGUUCGGGCAGCUUGUGAACAUAAGUGACUACAUGAUUUCCGCCAAAGGCUGUAGCGAAACGGCUUCGAUUGGCGCUAUAAUGGCCGACGAUGAGGAGGAUGUUGGCGCCGCCGGGUCGGAUGCCAUCGGGGAGGAUGACGAUCCCCUGCUGAACGUGGUGACCGUACUGACGGCCAACCAGGUGGCCGGCCUGGUCGAUGGGGACUACGGCAGCAUACGGAUCGUGAACGGAUCAACCAUCAAACUACAAUACGCGACUACACAGAUUUUAUCCGAUUCUGACUACAACAAUCGUUUAAUGAGAACGUGCUGAGGUUGGUAAGUUAAGUGUCUUCACAUUUAUCAUAAAUACUAUUUUAAAA